AUGAAGUUGAAUCUUUUUAAAAGGUCUAUGAUAUUUGCUACGUUUUUUGGCUCAUGCCUCUGUAUAGCGCUGAUUGUCGCUUCACUGGGUACUACGCAUUGGGUUGAUGCCAGAGCUAAACGUCUGUCAAAUACAUUGGAUUCUGAGGGUAGAAUAAGUUUUGGUCUCUUUGAAGGUCACAAAGAACUUAACUUUGGUGGAUACGGAUGGAGAUAUUAUGAAUUCAGCAUCCGCACCGGCACUCACCCGGCCCGCCGCUGGGCUUGGUGCGGCACAGCGGCACAACUCGCUGCGGCACUUGCUGCUGCUGGCGGAGCUUGUCUGUUAGCGGCACUAGGAUCUGCUGCUAGGAACGCCUGCUCACCGAAACCAUUGCUUGUGUGUAAUGGUGCCACUGUUUUAUUCAGUCUGGGCGCGAUAGCAGUGUGGCUCACAGAAUUCUUCCUCCGUCUCCAACACAAUGUGAUGUCAGAUGAGGAUCUCGCCAACACAUGGUCUUCAGAUAUGACAGCGGAUUUGGGAACCUCAUUCUGGCUAGUGGUGACUUCCUGUAUAGCUGCUUUCAUCAAUAUCAUAUGUAUUCUGGUAGCUGCAUCUGAAACUGAACCCAAUGCACCGGCCUUAGAAGAAAAACUCAACGGAGCGAUAAUGUUGUAUUAA
This is a messenger RNA of Danaus chrysippus (African queen), 660 nucleotides long. NCBI's taxonomy places the organism in Eukaryota, Metazoa, Arthropoda, Insecta, Lepidoptera, Nymphalidae. The record is from the annotation of a GenBank genome assembly.